CGUAGUUUUCCAAGCAAGUCAUUUAGCAAGGCGCGUUUUGGUGGUGCUCUGUGAGUCUCCCGAGCUCAGCAUCCCAGCUCUUUCACUCAAAAGAAGGCUAUCCCUUCUGUCGCGCCUUCUCGCACUGCCGGCGGAAAGUUCAGCGCUCUUCCCAAAUCUCCCCAGCUCUCCGCGAAUCUAGGGAACCACAUCAUGGUGACGUGGUGGCCAGCAGGGACGUGGCAGCGGCGGCAGGUCAGCGGCGGCGCGGCGCCUGAGGAGAAAGCCGACCCUGUGACGUCAGACGUGCAAGCGGUGACCUCAGAAGCGGAGGAGGGGGCGGAAGAGCAUGAGGACUACCAGCUAACUUUGAAGGAGGCGAUCCGCAAGGCGAUGACGUCCGAGGACGUCAGCAACCGCCUGAAGGUGGAGGUGUGGUGCGGCAGCAGCGACGAAGGCUACAUCUCGGACCCGCCAGCGAGCCCCUCCUCUAGUUGGGACGCCCUCUCUGAUGUCGACCCGCUGGAGCUCUCCCCGGAAGGCGAACUGCGUCCCACCAAAUUCCCACCCGGCGCGGAUUCCGUUCCGGUGCCUCCCCCGCUCACCUUUUCCGCUAUUGACACCAAACCCGCAAACGACACGGAGGAAGAGGCGAUCGUAACCCCUGUGUCAGUUCUACUGGUCGCUGCUGGUGACGGCGAGCUUGACACCAACCCUGAGGGGGAGACGGAGGAAGCGGCUUGCGAGCAGCUCGUGGUGUCAACCGAGGGUUCGCUGCCUGGAGAAGUGACGUUGGUGGAGGGCGACGUUAUCUCUGGGGCUGAGAACAAUGACCUGGCAGAAGGAAAAGGGGAGAUGCCGGAAACAGAAGAAUUGGAGGUUCAGACGAAGGAAGCUGGCAAUCCUUCCGGUCGGAUGCUGGAGAGCACAAACGGCGACGCGCAGGGGCUGGUUCCGGUCGCAGCCGUUCCGCUUCCGGAAGAGGAGAGCGCCACUGUUGGCGUCAUCCCACAAGAUUUAGAGAGCUUCAAGGAAUUUCUUAAGCGAUACUACAUAAUGAGACUCUCCCGAGAACAAGCGAGCGCUACGAAGAGGGAGACGCAGUCCGGAAUGGAUUCCGCUGAAACGGAAGCGGAACCGGAACUGGUGGACGAGCCAACCGGAACGUCCGGGGCUACGGCUGUCGCCACGGAGUGUGAAGGCGCUGUGGGAGGACUCGCCCCGAUCGGAAUGGAUUCCGCAGAGGCGGAAACGGAAGCCCACGGCUUGGAGCGGAAAGUGAAGGUUGAGCCGGUUCAGAGCUUCCCCGUCGUCGUCGAGCAGACCGGUUGGGGACCGCUUCCGGUCGGUGCGUACCCGGUUGAAAGCUCUCAGCUAACUGGGGCUGAGGAGAUAGAAACCGGGGCUGACGAAGGAACCCGGAGCGAAGAAGCGAAGGAUGAAGAUCUCCCGCCAAACGGCUCGGGUCUGGGGGAGGAGGUUAAGGUAGCCAGGUUGGGUUUGGAAGAGGAGGUUGAACCAACCGGGUGGGUUUCGGGUAACGAGAUGCAGCCAACGGGAUGGAGUCCAAUCCCGGAUGCCAUGGCUGGUGGGAAUCUGGAAGUGGCGGUGUGGGAAGGGGGGGAAGAAGGGGAAGCGGAGAACGAGAGCGGGGAGGAAACGGAGAACGAGAGCGGGGGUGGCGAGCUGCAGCCAACCGGGUGGGGUCCAAUCCCGGAUGCCAUGGCUGGUUGGAAUCUGGAAGUGGCCGGGUGGGAAGAAGGGGAAGGGGAGAAUGAGAGCGGCGACGAAAGCGAGAACGAGAGCGGGAAGGAAACGGAGGAUGAGAGCGAGGAGGAAGAAAACGAGAGCGGUGAGGAAAGUGGUGACGAGAGCGAGGAGGAAGAAAACGAGAGCGGGGAGGACAGCGAGAACGAGAGUGAGGAGGAAAGUGAGGCGGAGAGCGAAGAACUGCUCGAUUACGAGGAGGAAAAUGAGACAAAGAGCGAGCAAGAGUAUCGAAUUCGAUACGAGAGCAAGGUGGCAAAUGAGAAAGAGAGCGAGGAAGAAAGUGAGGCGGCGAGCGAGGAACUUCUGGAUUACGAGGAUCAAGAAGAGGAGGAAGGGAAUGUAAACGAGAGCGAGGCGGAAAGCGAGGCGGAAAGCGAGAACGAGAGCGAGGCGGAAAGCGAAGAAGGAAGUGGGGAAAACGAGGACGAGGAGAGUGAGGUCGGAACGGAAGCGGAAGGGCCGGAAACGGACCCCGACAUGCCUGACCUGAUUUACGACACGUGGGACGACCAGGAAAGGGAGGGCGGAACGGAAGCGGAAGCGGAAGCGGAAGCGGCAGCGGAGCCGGAAAGUGAUAAGGUCUGCGACGACGUGCCGGACCUGGUCUAUGACACUUCAGAUGAUUUGGAAAGCGAGGACGAAGAGGAAGAAGACUCUGCGGAAGUAUCGGCCGGCCAGAAGCGGCGCAUCGCUCUGCAGGAUCGGCACAUCGCGUUCCUCAGUGAUCGCUUGCGGGCGGCCCGGCACAAGAUCUCCCAGCUGGAGGAAGCCGAGAAGAAAGCGCGCGACGAGCGCGACACACUGGAGGUUCUCCUGAAAACCGCGUACGAGCGCCAGGAUGAACUGAGUGACCAGGUUGCCAUCCUGAACGAUGCGCUCACCAGGGCCGAGCAGCACUUCGACAAGGUCGCCCGGCAUCGUCAUGAUGACGUCAGCUACGUCCAGGCUCCCUCUUUCCAGAAAGAAGAAAAAACCCGCGACGAUGUUAGCCAGGACUGGGCGUCAGCUUGGGACGGCGGCCGCUGGUGGCGCGAGUCCGGGAUCCUGGACGGCAAAAGUGACGUCAUCCAGUCGUUCUGCGGUUUUGUGGCCGACGCGCUCGACCCGCCCGCCAACCCCCAAACCUCGCCAGUGUUUUCGCCACGCGGCCCCGCCCCUCUGCACAGGUCCCCUUUCAAGACUAGCUGGGCCCAGGAACUAGAGUCGGAGCUUUCGCACGCCGUCGUGGGGUUCGCGGACCUUUUCUUCGACGGCGAGCCGUCCCCUGUCUGGCAGCACAUCGGCGACGUUCUCCCGGUCGCUUUGGAGGAGAUUCGGCACGAACUCGUCUGCACGGCGGAAGAAAUAACGCCCGGGAAACUCGCCCGGGGAGUGUCGGGGAUUGUGAAAGACGCGUUUGAGGGGUUCCGCCGGGAGUGGGACAAGACCGGCGGGCAGUGGUAGACAAGCUUAUGUAUUUGAUCCGUAUAUUAAAGGGAAAAAAGGGGAGUAUUUAAAAAGGGAGCAGUUGUGCUGCAUUUGAAUAAGGCAACGGUGCGGGAAGCGAAGAGAAGAAUGGUGGGUGUAUUUAAGUGGGCUGAUGACUCUGGUACUCAUGAGUAAGUGAGAGGAAAAGACGGGUGUUAGUUGGGGUGGAGCCGGGUGGACCUUGGAUAGUAAAGGAAGAGUCUGCACCAUGCUUAGGAGAGACUUGUUAGGAUCUUAGAGAAGGCUGGUGGGUAAGGGUGGUUAUAUCAUUAUUGGCCCUGGUUAGUCUAAGUAUCGUACGGGAGGGGGCGUAAGGCCGCGGCCUGAGAUGUCAGCCCUAACAAUCCGUGAGAGACUGAAUUAAAAAGGGUGUGAGUUGCAUAAGCCGGCUGUAGUGUAUCUGAGAAUUCAGGUAAGGACCGAACACGCUCGAUCAAUCAGAUCUGGCACUGGGCUUAACCCUCGCGACGGGCUUCACGCCCUCCUUAGAAGCUACGAAGGUAGCCUGCCAGCCAAACGAACCGCGUGCAUCAGGAUAAACAGCAAAAGCUGACCAAGCUGAUUUCAAAGUACUCCUACUUGGCUCCA
Klebsormidium nitens is the source of this 3804-nucleotide messenger RNA. The record is from the annotation of a GenBank genome assembly. Lineage: Eukaryota; Viridiplantae; Streptophyta; Klebsormidiophyceae; Klebsormidiales; Klebsormidiaceae.